UUGAACCCCAACCUCGAUCAACCAUGGCCAUGCAGAUCAACACAGGGGCCUCAGAGCUCAGGGACAUUACCAAAAUGGAGCGCAUAGGCGCCCACUCUCAUAUCCGUGGUCUCGGUCUUGAUGACCGGUUGGAACCUCGGGGGAAUGCCCAAGGCAUGGUUGGACAGGCCAAAGCCCGCAAGGCAGCCGGCAUGAUACUCAAGAUGGUUCAAGAGGGGCGCAUUGCCGGUCGCGCCAUGCUCUUUGCUGGCCCCCCUUCCACAGGCAAGACAGCCAUCGCAUUAGGCAUGGCUCAGACGCUUGGCUCGGAUGUUCCGUUCACAAUGAUCGCUGCGAGCGAGGUCUUCUCCCUAUCCAUGUCCAAGACGGAGGCCCUUACUCAAGCCUUUCGUCGGAGCAUUGGCAUCAGAAUCAAGGAAGAGACAGAGAUUAUCGAAGGAGAGGUCGUCGACAUCCAAAUUGACCGAAGUCUUACUGGAGCUACCAAAACCGGCAAACUUACGAUGAAAACGACGGACAUGGAGACCAUAUACGACCUCGGCACGAAAAUGAUUGACGCACUUUCCAAGGAGAAGGUUCUUGCUGGCGACGUCGUGUGCAUAGACAAAAGCUCCGGCAAAAUCUCCAAAAUUGGUCGCUCCUACGCACGCUCUCGGGAUUACGACGCAAUGGGCGCAGAUACCAAAUUCGUCCAAUGCCCGGAGGGCGAGAUACAAAAGCGCCGCGAGGUCGUACACACAGUGUCGCUUCAUGAGAUCGAUGUCAUCAACAGUAGGACACAAGGCUUCCUGGCUCUCUUUGCCGGCGACACGGGCGAGAUCAAGCCAGAGUUGCGCAAGCAGAUCGACACGAAGGUAGCCGAAUGGAGGGAAGAAGGCAAGGCUGAGAUCGUCCCAGGGGUCCUCUUCAUUGACGAAGUACAUAUGCUGGAUAUCGAAUGCUUCUCCUUCCUGAACCGCGCGCUCGAGCAAGAGUUGUCGCCUCUCGUCAUCAUGGCCUCUAAUCGUGGAAUGGCUCGCAUCCGCGGUACUAAGUUUCAAAGUCCUCAUGGACUCCCGGUCGAUCUCUUGGACCGAGUGCUCAUCGUCAGCACGAAACCUUACUCUGACGAAGACAUUGAACAAAUCAUCCAGAUUCGGUGUCAAGAAGAGGACGUCAAGCUCUCGAAAGACGCCCUGCAGGUCCUCAUCCAGACAGCAAUCGAAACGACGCUACGUUACGCACUCAAUCUGAUCUCAUGUGCGCAAGUAGUGGCGCGCAAGCGCAAAGCAGAGAUUGUUGAUACACAGGACGUGCGAAGGGCUUAUGACUACUUCAUGGACGAGAAACGAAGCGUGCAGUGGCUGAAGGAUCAGCAGGGCGCGCUGAUGUUUGAGGAGACUAGGGACAACACGACUGAAAUCAUGUAGACGAUGCUUGCCGGUCAUGUGUCGUAGUAGUGGUGUACUCGACGAGGGAGAUCAUCAUUAUGUUGUGUAUUUUACUGUCCUCUUGUAUACUAAGAGCUUUCUUCGUCUGUAAACGCGUUCGUUGGUGCGAUGCAUGAGCCAAUGCAUUCUGAGUGCUUCCAGCCAC
This is a messenger RNA of Schizophyllum commune H4-8, 1575 nucleotides long. RefSeq names its product TIP49-domain-containing protein. NCBI's taxonomy places the organism in Eukaryota, Fungi, Basidiomycota, Agaricomycetes, Agaricales, Schizophyllaceae. Gene Ontology annotation, cellular component: R2TP complex; Ino80 complex; NuA4 histone acetyltransferase complex. Gene Ontology annotation, molecular function: ATP binding; DNA helicase activity; ATP hydrolysis activity. Bases 24 to 1409 code for a protein of 461 amino acids. Gene Ontology annotation, biological process: chromatin remodeling; box C/D snoRNP assembly; regulation of transcription by RNA polymerase II. The record is from RefSeq and is a predicted model, not a curated record. The transcript has 8 exons.